AUGACGGCGUUCCCGGUACACCCAAGUACGGGCACAGAGUCCUCCCUGUCCGCAAAUACGAUCACUUUGUCGUCGAUUCCCAAUGGCGAAAUCCAUGGCGUCACCGAAGACGGCGUCGCUCUCGCUAUGACGGAGCACCUGUACCUCUCAGGCGACUACCUUCCACAUAUCUCGCUCAGCCGAACGAUCAUCAUGCAGUCUUCUGGUCAACUAAUCCGCGAUGCAAAGGCUGAGUUCUGGUUUGAGGGCAAGAACUCCUCUGGAGCGGAGCGCAAAGUCAUCGAUGCCGAGAUCGUUGAGCGUGACAACGGCGGCGUCAAGAUGCUAUGCCUCAAGGUCAACUACGAGAACUCGCUAGUGGCUGGUGCCGACAACACCGCCUACACGUGGCCGGAGCAGUUCAAACAAUACGUCGACGAGCUUUCACUGCUUCGAGGCAGCGGCAUUGUCUUCAUCCCACUGCCUUCCAAGCAGGACAAGUACCUGAAGACCCUCAAGCGCGAGUUACUUGAUUACAAGAAUCACGCGCCUUUCUCGACCCUUCGACCAUUCUAUAGCCCCAGCGAACAAGAAGUCACCGAUGCACUGAUGGAGUCGCCUGAAGCGGCGAGCAAGUUGCUAGAGCGUGGUCUUUGGCCAAUUUCCUCCUGGGCGAGCAUGAACGAGCUUCACCAGCACAUGCUCCGCCCGUCAAAGAUGCGUACUUCAAACACUUUUGCUAGCCUCGAAGCGGCGGAAGUCAUUUUGAACAAUGCGAACUACCUGGAGAAUUUGUGGGAAGAGACAAUUAUCGAAAAGUUGUCUGGUGGUACCGAGGUCGCCUUUGCCGUACUCAGCAAAAAGGUCGUCCUUGCCUUCGUACGCUACAAGGAUCGGAAAGAGCUCAACGCAAACAUUGCACUCAACGACCGCAUGAGCAUCGAGAUUGCAUCCUUCAUCACCGUGACGGUUGACUCCGACGGCAACAUCGUCACAAAGUCGCAGGCAGCGACUGGCCAGUAUGAGACUAUAGAGAUACCGUUCUCGGUGAACGGUAAGCUGUCAGCCAACCGCACAGAAGUCGAGGCGGACUUCGAGUUGACGUUGACUAAGCGCAAUGCCCAACUCAUCAUUGAGAAUCGGAGUCAGGUCAAAAAGCAAAUCGAAGCAGUUUCUCGGCUCUGCGCCCGUGGCUCUCGACACUACGCCUUCCACGACAUCUUACUGGGGGAGGAUCUGAGCGCGGAUGCUGCCCAAUCCUGGCUUCUCAAAAUUGUCGGCGACCAGAGCAUCAUCGACAAUGCACUCAAAGAUGUCAUAGAAAAAGCGCGACGCCUGGGCCGUCCACUCAACUCUGGUCAGGAAAGUAUCUUGAGGAAUGUUCAGUACUCCCAUCAUCGCCUGAAUAUCGUCCGAGGGCCACCUGGUUGUGGCAAGACGACCUUGAUUGCUGCUGCAGCAGAGUUCCUGGUCCGAUGCUCCAAGGACAUCGGAAUCUUUCUCCCAUCCCUCGUCAACGGCUUUCCGAUGAAGCGUCCACAGCGCGUCUACCGCAAGCAUCUGGAAGAGGAGACGCUGCUCCGCUUUCAUGACCUUCAUGGCAUCAAAGAGGAUGACGAGACCGAUGAGGCAUGGGCAGCUCCUUUUCUGAAUGCUGGUGAUUACAACGACUCUGAUGCUGCGUGGUAUGAUCGCAUGAUCAAUGCUGACAAGAAACGCGAGAUGGAAGAUCCGCGCAUCGGGAUCACGGCGGACGUCAUCUCAACAGUCAUGCGCAAUCCAGGCAUGCGGGUCGUCGGCAACAUGGGCGAUGACAGAGGUAACGUCGUUCCUGUCUUUCUGGAGCAUCUUCGGAAGCUUGAGCAGAAGGCUUUCAAGAAGUGGAAAGCCAAGGAGAAGACUGUGUUCAAGGAUGCAUGGUCAGCACUUGUCAAACAUUUCAUCGGCCAGAAGCACGUCAUCUGCUGCACAGUGGGAAACAUCACCAGUGGUCUCAUGUCACGAGCAUUGCGCAACUUCAAAAGUGCUGUCAUCAUGAUCGACGAAGCCUCUCUGAUGACCGACCCAGCACUGUGGAAUGCUGUCGUCAAUCUCAUCACCGAAGUCCGCAUUCAAAAUGAGUUCGGAGGCAGAUCACCCGUUGUCAACCUGAUCUUGAUCGGUGAUGAAGCUCAGGGCUACCCACUCGUCAAGACUGAGACAGAGGCUUUCAACUGCUUCGGAUCACAAUUGGCGCGAUCUCCCUACGAACGUCUCGUACUCGGCGGGGCAUUCGUGCAAGAGAUGACAGAGCAGUUCCGCAUGGUGCCAGCCCUCAUGACUAUGCCCAACCAACGCUGGUAUGGCGGCAAGCUGAGAUGCAGCGCAGAGCGACAAAAGGCAAGAUUGACUACUGAAGACAAGGUUCUCCUCCAACAGUUCUUUGACAUCGAGUAUCCUCAGGUCGUCAAGGAUGCUGCGGAUCGGGCGGCGGCGGAAGUCGAGCCUCACACUCAGUCAAGACUAAACAUGGGCAAUGUGGACGUCAUUCUCAAGAUCUUCCGAGACCUCAUGUACAAAGACAAAAAGGGCCUAGCAAAGCGACCGAACGAGGUUGUCAUCCUGACAUUCUACAAUGCCCAACGUCGUCGCCUCCUUAACGCCCUCCUUGACUUGGAAAAAGAGCUUGGUUUAGGAGAGGGCUCCCUGGAUGGCUGCCUACACACCGUGGACAGCUUUCAAGGUCGCGAGGCCAAGUACAUCAUCUUGGAUCUCACUGUCUGCUCUUACUUCGGCGAAGGCAGCCUUGGUCAUGCUGGGGAGGAACGCAAAGCUUGCGUGGCGGCCACCAGAGCACGAGACGCGAUGAUUGUUGUUGGCAAUCUCAACAUUCUGAAGGCAAACUUCAGCCACGAAGGGCGUCUACCAUUCGUCAUCGAUCUACUGAAGACUCUCGAAGCUCGUGGUGCCUACAAGACUUUCAACACGGAUGCCGAGCCCGAGAAGCAGGUUGGUGCUAAGCUAGAUAGUGAGCUCCGUGCUGAGGCCAUUGCGAAGGCGCAGGCUUUACUUGCUCACAAACUCAAGCAGAGAGAUCUCCUCAUGCGCAGCAAAGAAGAGGACCUUGCUCGUGGUGACGAGGAAGAAGUAGCGGAGCAAGAAGUGGAGACGGGCUCGAGCGACGAUACAAGCUCAACAACUGUGGUAGCUGAGAGCGAGAACCGCUCAUGGGACGACCUCAAGGCUGCGGUGAAGGCUAUGGGCUUGCGGGAGACUUAG
Cyphellophora attinorum is the source of this 3237-nucleotide messenger RNA. RefSeq names its product ATP-dependent helicase upf1. The record is from RefSeq and is a predicted model, not a curated record. The transcript has 5 exons. The coding region runs from base 1 to 3237 and encodes 1078 amino acids. Lineage: Eukaryota; Fungi; Ascomycota; Eurotiomycetes; Chaetothyriales; Cyphellophoraceae.